AUGAAUUUAAAUGAAUCGGAGGAAUCGCAAUUGAAUUUUCUUAAUCAUGAAUUACAAAAGGUCAUAAAAUCAAGUAGUGGUGGUGAUAACGAUGAAGACUAUGAAAAAUUUAUAAAUUCAUCAGAUUUUAAAACAAUUUUAAGUUGUUUUGGAGGCUCGAAAAGUGAAAAGGUUAAAACAACAAGUUUGAUAUUUUUAUCAAAAUUAAUCGAAAAAUUUUACAACGAUGCAGAAAAAAACUCCAAUAAAACAACAACAUCAUCGUCAUUAUUAUUAUUGUUUAAGCAAAAAACUUUUGAAAUAAUAUCAAAUUGGACAAAUUCAACCAAAAAAAUUGAUAAAUUAUUUGGAUAUAAUGCAUUAUUAUAUAUAUUUAAAGUUUUUUAUGAAUUAGGUGAAGAAGUAUUGAACAAAGCGGGCUUUUUGGAAGAGAUGAUGGAUUGUGUUGAGUUUGAAGAUGAACAGGUACAAUUAACAAUUUUGGAAAUCUUGUCCUUGGCUUGUUCACAAAAAAACUCUAGACUUUUAAUUGCUGCAAAUUGUCAAGAAUAUUUAAAAUCUUUAAUGAUUAGUAAAAAUCAGCAUCUCAAAUCUUUGUCAGCUGUUAUUUCAACAAAGAUUUUCUUGGAUGAAAAAUCCAAAAACAACAACGACAACGACCCAAUUGUUAACAGAUUAUUUAGAAAUCUGGUAUUAGAUUCUGAUUCAAAUUAUGAAGUACGUAAAAAUGCUAUUGAAGGUUUAGCAUAUUCUAAUAAUUCAAUACUUUAUGGAGUUGCAGUAGUUUUAUCAAAUAUUACAAUGUACAGAAAAAAAUUAAAUGAAACUGAAGAACAAAUUUUAAAGUUAAAGAAAUUAACUGGUGAAAAUAAUAACAAAAGUAAGAAUAAUGAUGAGUUGGACCCAUUGGAUGAUGAUGAACAUGUGGUUAAACGUAAUAAAAAAUUGUUAAGUAUUGGAGUUAACAAAAUACUAAUCAAACUAUCAAAAAAUCAAAGUCAAGUAAUUAAGCAACUAGUUGCAAAUAUUUAUUUAAAUCUGGCAAGUGAUCGAUCAAAUCAUGGAUUAAUGGUACAACAAGGUGCUAUAAAAGCUUUAAUUCCAUUGGCAACGAUGACAACGACAACAAUGACAACAACAGCGAAAACAACAAUGGCACCAACAAAAGGAACCAAAGAAAAUUUGCAACAAUAUGCAACACAAGCAUUAGCAAAAAUUGCAAUCACGAUGAAUCCAAAUCUUGUUUUUAGAGGCGAGCGAUCGACCGAUUUGGUGAAACCGUUGCUUAAUUUGUGUAAAAGCGAGAGUGAAUUAUGCCAGUUUGAAUCAUUGAUGGCACUGACAAAUUUAUCUAGCACAGAUGAUAAUAUCAGAUUACAUAUUUAUCGGCUUGAUGGAUUGGGUAUAGUGGAAAAUCUACAAUUAUCUGAUAAUAUAAUGGUUCGAAGGGCAGCAACAGAAUGUUUGUGUAAUUUGAUGUUUUGUGAACCAAUAUUUGAGAGGUAUAAUGACUACGAGAAAUCCAAAAAUAAAAUAAAAGUGUUGGUAGCAUUAUCAGACGUAGAUGAUUUUGAGACUAGGAGAGCGGCAAGUGGAUGUUUAGCAAUCUUGUCAACAGAUCAAAAUGUGUGCAAGAUGAUAUUGGAAAGACCAAGAGGUCUACUAACUUUAAAAGAUUUGUUGGAUGAGCAAUCUGUUGAAUUGCAACAUCGAAGUGUCGAGUGUUUGAAAAAUAUAGCAUCCACAAAUAAUAAAGAAAUGGUGGAGAAAUUGGUCGAGUCAGGUGUACAUAAGAAAUUAAUUGAAUUAGUCAAAGGGAAUAAAGAGCAAGUGGUAACAGCGACUUGUGUAGAAACAUUAAAAGAAAUUUCAAAACAUGUAAAUUUACAACAACAACUAUUAAAUUAA
Molecule: messenger RNA, 1908 nt
Organism: Entrophospora candida
Lineage: Eukaryota; Fungi; Glomeromycota; Glomeromycetes; Entrophosporales; Entrophosporaceae
Source: the annotation of a GenBank genome assembly